Messenger RNA from Symbiodinium sp. CCMP2592, 2871 nucleotides. The record is from the annotation of a GenBank genome assembly. NCBI's taxonomy places the organism in Eukaryota, Dinophyceae, Suessiales, Symbiodiniaceae.
AUGCAUUUGCCGCCUCGGCUUGGGUCGGCUGGCAUGGUCGAUGCCACCCAUGCCACGAAGUCGUUGCCAGCGGGACUGUAUUCAAAGCUCGGGCAAGCGGAGGGCCCGCGUGUUCCAGAUGUUGGGGGCCAUCAAAUGGCUUUGCAGGCCCUGCCGUCCGAGCCAGGCACCAUUCGGAUGCAUCCCCAGGAACUGUUGCAGCAUUUGGACAAGCUGCACCCCACUCACCCGCUCCAGUCGGGUCCCCCACAAAGCGGGCAUCACGAGCUAAAUGCCACUCAGCCGGCACAGGCGCUGCCAGUGCAUGCCACGCAUAGCUCCAAUCAGCACCCGCACACUCCAGGAUCAUGUGCCGCGAAGGCAGGACACCACCACACACCGACACAGCACUUCUCUCAGCAUGCAACACCUCUGCAGUUUCCCGACCAUACAGCCGCCCCCAGCGCUCAUGGGCGUCCGUCCCCGGCACAGCCGCAGAUUCCACCACAACUUCCAGUGGAGGCUCGUGGACACGCAGGCACAGGCCAUGCAAUGGCAAAGGUGCGAGAACCGCCCACUUCCCUGCAAUCGCUUUUGGUCCUGCUGAUCCAGUCCUGCUCAAAGUUGCGUGUUGUGUGGCAUGCUGCAGCUCUUUUUGGGCCGUGGGACAUAGACGAUGUCAUGGAUCAGCAUUGCAUGGUGGACUCCAGCAUAGCUUCUCAAGCCACGGGAGUUUCAGAGCGAGUCGCCGAUCGCGUUACUUGGACCCCGGUGUCGGCAUGGAGGCAGAAACCCGUUGGUCCCACUUCCAAUCACUUCUGUUUUCGUGAGGCCACAGGGGAUGUGAGCUCACUGCUCCGCAAAGCCGAGACGUCAAGAUCUGAGCAACGCAGAGCGGGCUCCGAUGUUGCCAUGCAGCAGCGUCUCGCAGCGCUUUUUGCAGAUUUAACCAACACGACUCAGAGGGUCCGAGAAGAGGUGGACGCGAUGCCUGAAAAAGGGCGCGCGGCCUGGGACAGAAAGACUACGCGACUAGAGGAGGACGUGUCGGUCAUCCAGAAUGCUGUGGACAAGCAGCUGGGAGCGUUUUAUCGAGUGAAGAGAGAAGAGGAGAAUCGCAAGAAGCUCCUCGGUGACAGAAAGAAGAAAGAUGGCCCUGACGAUGAGACGCAGGGCUUGGUGCGGGAGAAUCGUUCGCUCCGAGACUCCGCUGCUGCCCUUGAUGAAGUCUUGGAGCAAGCAGGCUCCAUCUUCGGAAACCUUGUGAGCCAGAACAAAGUUCUGAAGAAUGCGCGGCGGAAGCUCCUGGACGCGGCGAACAGCAUUGGGGUGUCGCAGAGCCUAGUGAACGUAAUUGACCGAAGACAGACCGGGGACAAGUGGCUGGUCUACGGCGGGAUGGCCCUCACGCUGUUCAUCUUGUUCUCGCUCUGGUAUCUGCUCCGCAUGUGCGAUCUCCGAGGUGCAGACGCGAGCCCGAUCAUGCAUUUUUCCGAGCCGCGUGCAUACACUGCCGCAACAAAGACUGCAUGCAUGUGGACAGACCGGAGUUUGCAACUGCACGUAGUAGAGCCAGAAAUCGGAACCCUGCCAUGGGGUGCACCCAUGAACACCGCUGGCCCGAAAAAGGCGCUUCCACAGGCUGCGCCGUCACCAGCUGUCGCAGUGUGGCACGCCCUCAGCGUCAUUCUGCAUGAGGUGAGCUUGCUCGGCGUCAACAAGGCUCUGGUGGUGCCUUUGCCGGCCAGGCAGCAGAUGCCGUGCUGCAUGUGCUCAGAUGCUCGCGGGUCCCAACUCCAGCAGCUGGACUUGGUCAGCUUCAACUCGGCACUUUCUGGCCUCAGCAAGGCAGCUCGCUGGCUGCAGGCGCUCGAGCUCUUCUCGUUCCUGGCCACCUUUGCCUUGCUCCCGAACGCUGUCUCGCGCACCACCGUUGCGUCCGACAAGACCGGCCUCUUGAAAUGGCAAGGAUCUCUGCUGCUUCUGCGCGACCAAGAAGGUGCCUUCGAGGAUGCCGUCGCUUGCAGCGCAGCCCUCACAGCCGCCGGCCGCGGACGAGGCAGCUGGCGAUUGCCUUUGCAAUUGUUCUCGAUCGCCAGCACGAAGAUGCUGCUGCCAAAUGUCGUGGUGCUGACCGCCCAAAUAGCUCCCAACACGUGGGUUCACGGGCUUCAGCAGCUUCAGGCCUGCUGCCGCACGCGGCUCCGCCUCGACUCCGUGGCUUUCGUGGCCGCUGUGGCGUCGCCCGGUGCCUGGACCAGCUCCCUGGAGCGAUUGGCCUGGGGGAGAAGGCGCGGCUUGCCUGGACUGGGCUCCGGGGCGCGCAGCGCAGCAGUCGCUGCCGCCGCCGAGGCCUUCCUCUGGGAAGAGUCCAUCGCAGUGCUGCUGAGUCCUCGCUGGGCCAGACGGUCAGGCGAGAUCACGCUGCAGUAUAGAAAGAACCAGCUCUGUGGUUUCGUGUCGGCCAUUGCGGCAUGCGAUGCCCUGCGCUGGGCUUGGGCUUUGGAGCUCUUGCACCAAAGUCGGCUUACGGGACUUUCGGGUGGCUCGGUGAAAGAAGGAGGCCUCGACCUGGACCUGGACGUGCUCAACGCGGCCCUCAGCGGCUGCGACUCCAUGUGGCAACAGGCCUUGGCAACACUGGGCUUCGCCUUGGCAGCGCAAAGCACGCUGCCAGACCUCAUCACCUGGAACGCGUUGCUUUCCAGCACUCCUUGGUCCUCAGCAAUGGAGGCAUUGCAGAGCCUGCAGCAGCGAGGGCUUCGAGCCGACGUGAUCUCCGUGACGGCUGUGGUCACUGCCUUCGAGGAAGGUUUACGAUGGUCCGCUUCGCUCGCUGCGGUUUCACGAAUGCAGGAGGACCGUUUGCUGUGCAACGAGCCGGGCCUUUAG